Leucoraja erinaceus (little skate) is the source of this 4580-nucleotide messenger RNA. Its product is annotated as serine/threonine-protein kinase NIM1-like. Gene Ontology annotation, biological process: intracellular signal transduction; microtubule cytoskeleton organization; protein phosphorylation. The record is from RefSeq and is a predicted model, not a curated record. NCBI's taxonomy places the organism in Eukaryota, Metazoa, Chordata, Chondrichthyes, Rajiformes, Rajidae. Gene Ontology annotation, cellular component: cytoplasm. Gene Ontology annotation, molecular function: ATP binding; tau-protein kinase activity; protein serine/threonine kinase activity.
CUCGCAGGGAGGUGUGAGAGUGCGAGUGGCGGUCGCGCAGCGACGGGCAGUAACACUGCUCCCGCUGCGAUUGGCGGAGCCGCCGUCCAGAGUCCGCCCCCCGGCCGAGCCCUGAGACCGGAGCCCGGAGACCAGAGACCAGAGCGCGGAGCCGGGAGCAGCGGAGACCCGGAGCAGCGGAGCAGUGGAGCUUGGAGCCGGGCAGCCGAGACCCGGAGCAGCGGAGCGCGGAGCUUGGAGCCGGGCAGCGGAGCCGGGCAGCGGGGGAGCCGGUGCAUCGGCCGCGGGCAGCCGGCAGGUCAGGAGGUCGUACCCAUUUCUGAGCCUGGGGACCGGCAGCCAGCAGGUCAACGGUGGAGAGAGAGACCGAGGGAGAACGAUACAGGGAGCGGCAGGAGGUGACACACUGGUCCAACGUCCAGAAGCAUAGAGAGGCGGGACCCUUCGGCCCACCAAGUCCGUGCUGCCCUCUCGCUGGUUUGCAAGAGGUGGUGAGAUCAAGAGUGAGAAGAAGAACGUUGCCUCCGCCCAUCCCAAUUGUCCUUCUACAAACCGCAACACCCCCCUCAACCCCUCAACCCCUCCACCCGAAACUCCUACUCAACCUUGUCCUGGUCCCAGGAAUCUCCAGUCUGCCAGAUCAGCUGAAUACAGGCCUGGAUUACCACCAGAACAUCGGGAAGAGGUUUGGAGAUGAUGGUGGAGUUAUCCUGAGAUCCUGAGUUGGGAAGACCCGGAGAGAGGUCGGGCGAGGUUUGGAGGAGCGAGAGGUGGAAGGUGGAAGGUGGUGAUCAGGGAGAGGGGAGAGGGCUCUCCUUGUCUGACAACGGGCUUGGAUGUAAACCACCACCACCAGACCUCCUGAGACCUGCAGCCCCCCCCCCCCCCUCCCCAUUCCCGCUCGGAGCCUCCAACUCGACGCAAGGUUGGGAAAUGCACGCAGAAGCCGAGGGAAGGAUCACCGAUGGGGAACGCCGCUCCGGCCUUGUGACCACCCAGUGGAGGGCUCCCCUCGGGAUGAGAUGAGGCGGAGAGGGGUCGAGGGCGAGGGGCUUUCUCAUCCGGCGAGGCCGAGCUCCUGAGAAGAACUCACCGCUGGACCAGAGGGGGACGGAGACAGAGACAGAGACGCCACGCUCAGCGUGACUACAACUGUGUGUUAUUACAGUGGAGCGCUCUGACUGAAGCACAGGGAUCUGUCACCAUUACUCUCGUAGGAUAGGGUGGGGGGGGGAGAGAGUGGGAGAGAGGGAGUGUGUGUGUGAGAGAGAGAGAGAGAGUGAGAGAGAAAGAGAGAGAGACAGAGACAGAGAGAGAAAGAGACAGAUCGAGUGUGAGAGAGAGGACUGAGAGAGAGAGAAAGAGAAACAGUGGGUGAGAGAGAGGGAGAGAUGGAGUGAGAGAGAGAGUGAGAGAAAGAGAGACAGAAAGAGAGACAGAGAGUGUGAGAGAGAGAGAGAGAGAGAGAGAGAGACCACCACCACCCCUUCUUCCCCUCCUCUCGUCUCCCCACAUCUGUGAAUUCAAGACGUCCCUCACUCCAUCCCUGGACCUUGGUCAGCGGGUCCCGUCCCAUCUUCUCCUUUCUUCCCAACUCAGGAGGUGUUGGAGACCCCGGCCAGCUGGACAGGAGGACUGAUCCGGCGAGAAAGACCCGGCACAGCAAGAUCCCGCAGGUGCUCCCCGAAGAGUUGGAUCACCAACGUUGAGUCUGCUCCUCGUUCUGUCUCCCGAAUUAGCCGUUGGUGGAGAGGAUUCUCAACGCUGCAAGGACAUCACCCCCUCCCCCUCUCCCUUAGCCCUCGAAACAUUGUGAGCUGGGAUUCAAACCCAGACCCCCUCCCACCCUCCCCUCCCCCCAGCCGGACGAUGGGGAGCAGGUGGUGAGCGAGGGGGGGAGGGCGAUGACGGCGGUCUACGCGCUGGGCGCGGCCGUGGUGAGCCAGAGCUACGCGGACUGGGGCCGCAACCCGGGCAGCGAGGACGGUGGAGGAGGAGGAGGGCAGUCGCUGGAGGAGGCGGGGGUGGCAGAGGGUGGGGGGGAGGAGGGGGCCAGGAGGCAGGGGGAGGGGGGAGAGGUGGGAGGGCAGCGGCGGAGGCUGACCCCGCUGGAGAGACUCACCCACCAGCUGUCGCAUGAUGAGCCCACCGUGAGGGAGGUGACGCUGGGCAAGAGGAUCGGCUUCUACCGGCUGAGGGGGCAGAUCGGAGCCGGAAACUUCUCGCAGGUCAAGCUGGCCGUUCACUCGCUGACCAGAGAGAAAGUGGCCAUCAAGAUCCUGGACAAGACCAAGCUUGACCAGAAGACGCAGCGCCUGCUGUCGCGGGAGAUAGCCAGCAUGGAGCGUCUGCACCACCCCAACAUCAUCAGGCUGUACGAGGUGAUCGAGACGCUGUCCCGGCUGCACCUGGUGAUGGAGUAUGCGGGUGGGGGAGAGCUCUUCACCAGGAUCAGUGCCGAGGGCAGGCUGCAGGAGGAUGAGGCCAAGGACAUCUUCGCCCAGAUAGUGUCUGCCGUCAAACACAUGCAUGAGAAGGGCACGGUGCACCGAGACCUGAAGGCGGAGAACAUCUUCAUAGCGCUGGGGGGCCGGGUGAAGGUGGGCGACUUUGGCUUCAGCACGGUGUGCGGCCGCAACCAGACACUGAGCACUUUCUGCGGCUCCCCCCCGUACGCGGCGCCGGAGCUGUUCCGGGACGAGAGCUACGCCGGGGCAGCGGUGGACAUCUGGGCGCUGGGAGUGCUGCUGUAUUUCAUGGUGGCGGGGAGCAUGCCGUUCCGGGCGGACACGGUGGCCAAGCUGAAGCGCAGCAUCCUGGAGGGGGUGUACCCGGAGCCGCCCCACCUGUCGGCACCUUGCGGCCGCCUCAUCCGCUCCCUGCUGCGGGCAGCGGCCAGCGAGCGCUGCAGCCUCCAGCAGCUGGUCCACAGCGAGUGGAUGCGGGGAGCCCACUGCUGCCGCCCCCUCGACCCCUUCCCCCUGGACCCGGGGCACCUGGCCGGGGGCUGCCAGGGGCUGAGGAGGGAGCAGGAGGAGACCAGGGGGGCGCUGACCGGGCUGGGAGUGACCGAGGCACACAUGCUGGAGAGCCUGGGCAAGGGGCCGCGCAGCCCCGUCACCGGCCUCUACCGCAUCGUGUUGCACCGGGCUCAGAGGAGGCAGUGCCCCGACCUGCUCCCUCUCCCCGCCCGACCCUCCCUCCAGCGCCGCGACUCCACCAAGAUCAGGGCCCGGCUCCGAGGGCAGGUCAGCCACACCUCCAAGCUCUGCUCCAUCUUGUAGGCCCUUCGGCCCGACCUGACCAUGCUGGCAAACAUGGCCCAAGCAGACUAGAGUUAUAGAGAGUCAUAUUCCAUGUAAAGAGGCCCUUCGGCCCGACCUGUCCAUGCUGGCCAACAAGGCCCAACCAGACUAGAGUUAUAGAGAGUCAUAGGACAUGGAAACAGGCCCUUCGGCCCAACCUGCCAAUGCCGACCAACCUGCCCCAACCAGAGUUAUGGAGAGUCAUGCACCAUGUAAACAGGCUCUUUGGCCCAGCCUGCCAAUGCCAACCAACAUGCCCCAACUAGACUAGAGUUAUGGAGAGUCGUGCACCAUGUAAACAGGCCCUUUGGCCCAGCCUGCCAAUGCCAACCAACAUGCCCCAACUAGACUAGAGUUAUGGAGAGUCAUGCACCAUGUAAACAGGCCCUUUGGCCCAACUUGCCCAUGCCGUUCAACAUGGCUCAUCUGCAAGGGCGUCAGACACCGUGGAAACAGACCCUUCAGCCCAACAUGGCCCAUCUCCAUACAGUGUGGAAACAGGCCCUUCGGCCCAACUUGCCCAUGCCGACCAACACGUCCCAUCUACACUAGUCCCACUUGUCCAAAUGUUUCGUAAAUGUCUGCCUCCUCCACGUCCUAGUCUGACAGCUUGUUCCAGCUCCACCCUUUGUGUAUAAACGUUGCCCCUCAGGUUGCUAUUAAAUCUUUCACCUAAAACAUGUCCACUGGUUCUCGAUUUUCUUUACACUGAGCGAGCGACUCUGUAUCUACCCGAUAUAGGCCCUUCAGCCCAUCUUGUCCAUGCUGACCAAGUUGGUAUUUUGUGUUAGUCCCAUUUGAUUGCAUUUGGUCCAUAUCCUUCUAAACCGUACCCAAACACAUAUGUGUCUAAAUGUAUUUUAAUUGUAUCUGCUUCUGCAGUCCCUCUGGCAGCUCGUUCCAGAUAUGGACUACCCUCUAAGUGAAAAGAUUGUCCCUGAGCUCCCUCUCAAACUUCUCCCCUCUCACCUUAAGCCUGUGUCCAGUUUUAGAAUUCUCUACCUGGGGAAAAGACUGUGAGCGUUCACUUUGCCCAAGCCCCUCAUGGUCUUGUACACCCGACGAUAGUCCCAGUGUAAAAUCACCUCUGCCAGUGUGAGGAAGGGUCUUGACCGAGAAUGCGAUCUGUCCACCUUCAUCUACAGAUGCUGCCUGACCUGCUGAGUUUGUCCAGCACUGUGUGUUUCAGAUCUGGCCUGUGUUCCAAGUCCAAAUUCAAUUCAACCUUCACAGCAUGGGGUGAGGGUAGAGAGUGUGGCCCUGCUGGAUGGUCCA